Caenorhabditis sp. 36 PRJEB53466 is the source of this 293-nucleotide messenger RNA. NCBI's taxonomy places the organism in Eukaryota, Metazoa, Nematoda, Chromadorea, Rhabditida, Rhabditidae. The record is from the annotation of a GenBank genome assembly.
AUGAUUCCGGAGAAGAAACCAGAUCAAGUUUGUUGAUUAAACUCUAUUAUAAAUUCACUCUGUAUUACAGAAGCUGAUCAUCUUCGAUAUGAAAGGCGUCUCCAAUGUUGACCUGUCAGGAGCAUCGACGCUCUUGAAAAUACAACAAGAGUUGAAGUCCAAAAACAUUGCCUUCCAAUGUAUAAAUGCUAACGGUGAGUCAAUACAUAGUGAGUAAUGCGUCAAUCUUUGUUUCAGACAGUGUCUCCCUCUUUUUGAACGGCGUUGAGAGAGGUGAACAGCUCUUCGAGUGA